CUCGUUAGCGGUUCCUCUCUCAUUCAGUCAGCUCUCGUUCAGCCGUUGUUCCUCACCAUGCUCUCCCUUAGAGCCGUCGUCUUCUCGCUGGUGUCCACCUCUGUGUGGACAGCUCGUUUUCCUCCCGCGUUACUCUGUUUGAAAAGCAACGGUUCGCCAAAGAGCCGUUUUUAGUUUUCGUGGCAGUUUUUGUCUCUUUGGAAUCGACUGCAGUUGGUGUCUCCAGACAUCUCCAUCUGUCAUUCCUCAGCGACCAAAUGCCCCUUUUCUGUUACGUUUUCUUUAUAUUUAAAAGGGACAUUCUGUGUUAACUGUGGUCAGACUCUCCACUGGCUUUUAGCCCUGAACGACGGUUUAUUUUUGAAUCCGUGUUUUUGAGUCUUGACUGUAAGGUGUUUUUUUCCUCCAUGUCUUAAUCUGUCAAGUCUUCCGCUCUGACUGAGUUUGGCGAAUAAGGCUUCCUUUUAUAUUUCGCAAGAACUGUUAAAGCAGAUAAGCGACAUUCAGGAGAUCCUGCAGACCAGAGAUGCUCUGCUGAGUGGUGAGUAACGCAGAAGAGGCACUAGAAAUUCCCUCCCGGAGCGUCUACACAGCAGCACAGGAGCAUCUUCAGCCCGAGAAAAGUUAAACCCAGUCUAGGGUCACAGAGAUGAAUCCCUGAUAUCUAGAAGAAUCCUCUGUUCUCUUGCUCUCUCUCCAGGUGGCUCAGAAGCAGUCCUAGCAGACACAGCAGUAAAACACUCACACACAGGUGUUCCAUAGUGGACCCGACUGCCACGUUUUUAAGAGAUCUUUCAGUGGAUUCUGUCAUCAACACAGCAACACCAUGCUUCACAUAUGUCUCAGAUUUCCUCCUUACUCUUUCGCUCCCUGCCUGUCCACAGUCCUCCUCUUCCUCUUGGGUCUUACAGAGCCCUUGCAGGCCAGCUCUGAUAUGUACCAGAGCCCUCCAGGGAAUUGUUCUGGCAAGUCCAGCUGCUCUGAGGGCGUGGUGCUCCCUGUGUGGAAUCCCCAGAAUCCCUCAGUGGGUGACAAGGUGGCCCGUGCCAUCGUCUACUUUGUUGCUCUGAUCUACAUGUUCUUGGGGAUGUCCAUCAUUGCUGACCGCUUCAUGUCUUCCAUCGAGGUCAUCACCUCGCAAGAGAAGGAAAUCACCAUCAAGAAACCCAAUGGAGAAACCACCACGGCCACUGUGCGAAUCUGGAACGAGACAGUUUCCAACCUGACCCUCAUGGCUUUGGGUUCUUCAGCUCCAGAGAUAUUACUGUCAGUAAUUGAGGUUUGUGGGCACAAUUUUGAGGCUGGGGACCUCGGUCCCAGCACCAUUGUGGGCAGUGCUGCUUUCAACAUGUUCAUCAUCAUCGCCAUCUGCGUCUAUGUCGUGCCGGAUGGCGAGGUUCGAAAAAUCAAACACUUGAGAGUCUUUUUUGUGACAGCAGCAUGGAGUAUCUUCGCCUACAUCUGGCUCUACCUGAUCUUGUCCGUUUUUUCUCCUGGUGUGGUGGAGGUUUGGGAGGCUGUGUUGACCUUCCUCUUUUUUCCUAUCUGCGUUGUCCAGGCCUGGGUCGCAGACCGCCGCCUGCUGUUCUACAAGUACGUUCACAAACGCUACCGGGCUGACAAGAACCGUGGUAUCAUCAUUGAGACUGAGGGGGAUGGAAUGUUUACCAAGAUGGACAUGGAGAUGGAUGGGCAGGGGGCCAAUUCCCACCACAAGGAGGUGCUGGAUGGCAUGCUGGCAGGUGUGGAGGAGGGCGGGGGUGGAGGAGCUGGUGGAGGAGGUGGAGAAGAAGAAGAGGCACGGAGGGAGAUGGCACGUACCCUGAAGGAGUUGAAGCAGAGGCAUCCAGAAAAGGACAUGGAGCAGCUGAUUGAGAUGGCUAACUACCAGGUUUUGGUUCAGCAGCAGAAGAGCAGGGCCUUUUACCGUAUCCAGGCCACGCGUAUGAUGAUCGGGGCAGGAAACAUCCUGAAGAAGCAUGCCGCAGAUCAGGCCAGGAAGGUGGUGAGCUGCCAUGAAGCCAAUGCACAAGAAGAAGACCCUCAUACCAUCUACCUUGAGUUUGAGCCCUCACACUACCAGUGCUUCGAAAACUGUGGUUCCCUCAAAUUGGCUGUGGGCAGACAUGGCGGAGACAGUGGCUGCACAGUGAAGGUGGACUACCGCACUGAGGAUGGCACAGCUAACGCGGGCUCAGAUUACGAGUUUGCUGAGGGCACACUGGUCUUCAAACCAGGUGAGACCAUAAAGGAGCUGACGGUUGGCGUGAUUGAUGAUGACAUCUUUGAAGAAGACGAACACUUCUACGUUCACCUUAGCAACCCGCGAGUUGUCCACAGGGCCGAGGUCUCCGUCCUGGAUCCCAAUGCUGUUGCCCCUGGCAACAGCCUUUUAGGCUCCGUCCCUGUCCAGCCCAAAGCUGCACUGGGCUCCGCCCAUACUGCCACGGUGACCAUCUACGAUGAUGACCAUGCAGGUAUCUUCACGUUUGAGAGUGCAUCCACACGUGUGAGUGAGAGUGUAGGCGUCAUGCAGGUGAAGGUGCACAGAACGUCUGGAGCGAGGGGCAAGGUUGCAGUGCCUUACCACACCACGGAGGGCACUGCCAAGGCUGGAGAGGACUACGAAGAAGUGGCUGGAAAACUGGAAUUCCUUAAUGACGAAACUAUGAAGAUCCUGGAGGUAAAGAUCAUUGAUGAUGAGGAGUAUGAGAAGAACAAGACUUUCACCAUCCAUCUGGGGGAACCCGUACUGCUGGAGAUUGGACAGAAGCACGGUGAUUCCAAUGAUAAUAAGCCAGCAGUGGGGGUCGAGGAGGAAGAGGUGGCUAAGAUGGGUUGCCCGAGUCUUGGAGAACACACAAAGCUGGAAGUGGUGAUCGAGGAGUCGUACGAGUUCAAGAACACGGUGGAUAAGCUGAUAAAGAAGACUAACCUUGCAUUGGUGGUGGGCAGCAGUAGCUGGAGAGAGCAGUUUGUCAGUGCUGUCACUGUCAGCGCAGGUGAUGACGAUGAAGAGGAAAGUGGAGAAGAGCGCCUGCCCUCCUGCUUUGAUUACAUCAUGCACUUCUUGACUGUCUUCUGGAAGGUUCUGUUUGCUUUCGUGCCACCUACGGAGUACUGGAAUGGCUGGGCUUGCUUCUUCGUGUCCAUCUCACUCAUUGGGGUGCUGACCGCCGUCACUGGAGACUUGGCCUCCCACUUUGGCUGCACCAUUGGCCUGAAGGACUCAGUGACGGCUGUGGUGUUUGUGGCCCUUGGCACCUCAGUGCCUGACACGUUUGCCAGCAAAGUUGCUGCCAUCCAGGACCAGUAUGCAGACGCUUCCAUUGGCAAUGUGACAGGCAGCAACGCAGUCAACGUCUUCCUAGGCAUUGGAGUUGCGUGGACCAUCGCUGCUGUCUACUGGCACAGUAAGGGUCAGCACUUUACAGUGCCGCCUGGCUCACUGGCCUUCUCCGUCACUCUGUUCACCAUCCUGGCACUGAUGUGUGUGCUCAUGUUGCUCUACCGCCGUCGGCCCUCAGUCUCCGGAGGAGAGCUCGGGGGGCCGCGGACCGCCAAGCUGCUGACCGCCCUGCUCUUCCUCUCCCUCUGGCUCAUCUACAUCCUGCUGGCCUCGAUGGAGGCCUACUGCAACUUGCCUGGCAUCUGAGAGCGAGAGAGAGACACUGAGACACAGAGAGAGCUAUAGAGAUUUCCUUCCUGCGCAACCACCUAAUUAUUCUCCCUCUCUCUGCUGUUGUUACAAAACUGUAUCUAUAAGGUGUCGAAAUUGAGUGUUUACAUUUGUUAUUGAAGAUAAUUAAGUGUUGUUGGAAUGGGACCCGUUCCUUAUCGCUAAUGCUAAUGAGGUGCUAGUAGAGGGGAUGGAAACUCUUGCUGUUUUGGAGGAGACUUGCUCUGAAACUGAAAGGAACACACAGACACUGCUCACUACAUGGUUUAUGCUUGGGGUGUGCCUGCACCUGUUGAUUCAGAAAUGACCACACGACAAAAGAGCCAUUCAAGAAAGCAUAUCAUUUGCAACAGGACUAUUCUUUUUUUCCAGGCUUUCUCACUCCUCAUCUCAAUAUUUUCAACUUUUUGCAUCUUCUGUUCCCUAUCAGUAGACUACUGAAGCACACUCUAAAGGUUCCUUUGCCCUUGAGGCCAGAAUAUCACCAUUCCAUCUCUUCUCCUGCAGUUCCCCACGGACCAUGUCUACAGGCACAAAACAGGGCACAGCCUGGCCCUUAUGCUUCCUCCUAUUCUACUGAGUCCUCCUUAUUUCUACUCUCUUCCACUGUCAAGUGCUUGUCUUGUGCAAUUUUUGGGUAAAAUAAGCUCUUACAUGUGGGAUUUAUUAUUCUUAUUAUUUUUAAUUAAUGAAAUGUUAAGUAAGAAACAAAAUGACAGAAUGUGAAAAAGAACUCUUCUGUGUUUGCUCAAAAGAGUUGCCACAAAAAAAGAGAUGCACAACUUGCAUGGCAGAAGAGUUAGUGUUAGAAGUCAAAUCAAGACCAAAAGAAAUGGUGAAAAGUUAAAAUGAUAAAGGUAUUCGUGUAUAUUCAUAAGGUGAUCAGUGAUAUUUAUUAUCCUUACUUAUAUAUUGUGUGUUCAGGAAUAUUGUGGACUGUCUGUGUGUGAGAGAAUGUACUGGACAAGGAAUGUGGUACUAAGGAUAAAACAGUGUUGAUAUAGUGUGUCAGUGUGGGGUGGGCCAUCCUGUCAUUGUUCUUGUAAGUAGGACUGUCCUUAUGUGAAUAGUAUGACUGUGAAUGGAAGCCAUGCAUGGUGAUCAGUAUGUUUACCAUUGCCGCAGACACUCACAUACACACAGACACAGAAACACAAGUUCAGAGUCACUCAUAGAGCCCUGAUUGCCCAAGUUCCAAGAGCUUCCCAGGAAACCACCACGAAUGUGUAGUCAAUACUGAUGAAGGGUGUUAGUCUAAGAAAGACAAUGACGCGCUACUGUGGUGUAGUUACUGUAUGCAGUUUUGGCGAUACUGUCUGAAAAGCACUCAUGUUUUCCUGCUUCCAUAGCAAUAGCAUCGCAACUUUGACUCUUUUAAAUGCCUUUCAAUUGCAUUUGAUUUUGUUGCAAAUACACAUAUGGUUCACUUUUUUACUGCUGAAUUAGACUUGACUUUUUAUAUUUGAAAUGUGGGGCCCUAAUAUUCACCCCAUUAAUCCAGCCCUGUUAAUGAUUAACCAAGCACUGAUUCCUCCAGAUAUCAUCACCGCUGCUUCAUUUGGGCUCAUGUGCAUGCUUAAUGCUGACUUAUUUUUUGCACUCUUUAAUCAGUUACUUCCAUCUGUUCCUAAAUUUAAUGAGACCUGGUCUGGUUCCAUUCACACAGGAGUUAAUCUGGCUGUUAGAUCAGGUUCGGUUGCUUGUUUUCUCUCUGUCUCACUCUCUCCACAUUAUUGUAUCUGUGUGACAGAUAAAGCCCCACUGAAUAGUUCUCAGAUAUGAUAUAAUUGUUUAAAUGUUUAUUACGUCCCAUUUUCCUCCAGUACCUAUCAGCCAUCUGCCAAGGCUGGGCUUGGACAUAUGCUUCAGGAGGUGUUCGGGACGCUCCAGGCAGAAAGUUUUGCUGAUCCUUGCAGUCAGUGGUCUCGCUAGGCUAGUGCUUGCAAACUUUUUAAGGCACCCUUACCUAAAGCCAUUUUGAGCUUGCCAUUGCUUUGAAGAGGGUUUUUCUAGUGCACUUUUUUCAAAAAAAAGCUAGAGGCCAUUCUUGACAGCUUUCUGCUACCUGCUUGUCUCAGGAACCCACAGCAAGAAAGAGAGAGAGAGGCAGGGUGUAAGUGCCUGUCUAUUUAAAGCCUGGAAAAAUCUCAUUUUUUGUCAAAUCUAAAUCUGACUUGUGGACUCACCUAUGAUCUGUGACAUCCCCUAAAAUGCUCGGCUUCUGCUGCGCUCAGCUAAGGCUUGUAAUUUGGAAUUUCCCACCUUCAGCUAGGAAAAAUCAAGGAAAAGGUCCCUCAUUAGUAACUUGCAAAAUCUAUAACACAGACCAUUGGUGCACAAUUCAUGACAAAUACAUAAUGACCAUUAAAGUUAGCUGGCUAGCUUGUUGCUAACAAUACUCACUUUCAUGAGGGUGUCUGUGUUUUUGCCGCUUUGUAGGUUGAACAUAUGGAGGUCGAAAAUAAAGCAAUUCUGACUUUCCACCUCCAGGCCAAGGUGAAUGCAGCAUUCAUCUCGCUAAUGCUGCAAGCUGACAAGUGUAUGAUAAGUGCUGAGAGAGGACUUGUUUGCUUAAUUGCUGUUUCUUUUAUAUGGUCACAUUCCUUUCACUAUCAGUAGAGGGUAGUUUCACAAGCAAAGUCUGCAUCCCAAGCAAAUUCCUUGGAAUUUCUCAAAAAGUCUGUGUGAUCCAUUUUUCAGACUAGAUGAAUGGACUGUGGACUUCUUCUGUAAAAGGCAUGUUAAGUCUACAAGUCCUGGGAAGGCCAGAGAUUUAGAUAGAGCACUAAUGGAAGCCACUAAAACCUCUGGUUUGGAAACCUUUUUCUGAGAAGAUGGAAAACUUUGAUUCACGUUUUUAACGUCACAUGGGUUUACGCAUUCACAUGAUGCCAGCCAGACCGACUUUUUACAUGAUACCAGGCAAAAAAAUAGAAAAGAAAGUGCGCAGAGCGAGUAUUUUUAGUGCUUCUUGUUGCUAGGCGACAUCUCAAAGAGUCAUUGUCUUUCUGUCACUGCGUUGUCUGGUGUCAGUGCACUGGGGUGGGCGUGUAGCCGGCGUAGGGGGGCCACGGGCUUCUAAUCUCCUUUUUAGGUCAUUUCACUCUCUCUCUCUCUCCCCCUGAUUCAUGGCACAGGGGGUUAACAAAUUUUAAGCACAAGUCCAGUCCAAAGCAGCUUUUAAUGAAGUCUGAUGGAUUUUUCUGAGUUUUAAAUGUGGUGCAGUGUGAGUGGAGAAUGCAGCUAGUUGGACUGCAGCAGAGUCAGUCCCACAUGUACCAUAUAAGUGUGUUGACGCAGCUUUGCAGCGUUCUUAGCUCAUAAUGGUGUUCAUUAGUACAUAAACAGCAAAGACUGAUUCUAGAUCAGCACUUCCUCUGAGACUGGUAAACCCCUCUGGUGUUUUCGGACUGAGGUGGUGAUGGAUUUCUGACAAGAAAAGCUGGCUUGGUUCAAAGCUAACUGGAGGAUUCUUUCAGCACAGCCGUUUCUUCUCACUUAUCCCUCCAGAGUAAAUGAUAGGCUUCAGCAUGGGCUGAUGAUACAGUUGGGAGUCUUCUGAAUGUAAUAUUAGAAUAUGUCCUUCAGGGGGUGAAGAUGAGUUUCUUUCAUCUAAGUGCAGAUAAUAGCACUUAGAUGAAAGGAUUUUGUGUAUAUGCAGUCACUGGUCGUUUUAAGUAUGGGGUGAGUAAAUACAUGACAUGCCUUGCCUUUAUGGCAAGCUCUUAAAGGAAUACUCUGAUUUUUUUUAACCUAAUCUAUAACUGUAGCUUCUGUAGGAUACAGUGGAUUAUCGCAAACAGUCACUUCCAGAAAAUCCAUGGGCUAAAUCUCAAUUGUAACAGAAGCCAGGUGGGCAGCUGCUCCAGUUUCAAGUGACCCUGGCUUUUGCAAGGAGUAGCAGCUCCAGGGUUGCCAUUUUGAAUAGACAUGACAAAUUUGCAGGUGGGCCAAACCUUGAAUUUCAUACUAGCUGCAAGUAGUAACAACAAAGUAAUUACUACAAAGUCAUUUUAACAUAGUGUAGUGUCUGCAUAGAAGAAAACACAGAAAACAUUGUGCAUGCAGGCAGCUGCUAGGGGAUUUCUCUCGAUUAUUCUGAUAUUGUUUCAGAUUUGGUCAGCAACAUUAGCUGUUUGUAGUUGUUGUGUUUAUUUAAUGUCAUAUGGUCCAUUUGGUUAGUUUUUGAAUAAGUCAUGUUCAUGUCAUCACUGUCAAUGACAUAUGUAUCUCCAUUUGUUUUACUUUUUUGAUAUCAGUACUGUAUCUCCUUGUAUCUCCAUUUUUCAGUUUUUGACAUAAUUUGAAAAUAGCUGUUGUCAUUUACAUUGUGUGUAAAUUUUAUGAUGAAUGGACCAAAA
Pygocentrus nattereri (red-bellied piranha) is the source of this 8040-nucleotide messenger RNA. RefSeq names its product solute carrier family 8 member 4a (gene slc8a4a). NCBI's taxonomy places the organism in Eukaryota, Metazoa, Chordata, Actinopteri, Characiformes, Serrasalmidae. Bases 827 to 3655 code for a protein of 942 amino acids. Gene Ontology annotation, cellular component: axon; sarcolemma; postsynapse. Gene Ontology annotation, molecular function: calcium:sodium antiporter activity. The record is from RefSeq and is a predicted model, not a curated record. The transcript is spliced from 10 exons. Gene Ontology annotation, biological process: sodium ion transmembrane transport; cell communication; calcium ion import across plasma membrane.